CCCCUCCCGAGUCCGCGCGCCCGGCACCGUGCGCCCCGCGCGAGGGCCGAGCCCGACUCCGGGCGGGCAGGUGCAGAGCGAGCAGCGGGGUCCGGGACCAAGGACAGAAGCGAGUCUCGCCGGGAGGAAGGCGCCCCUGCUCCCUCCGGCUGCUGCCUCUGCUGCCCGGCGCCACCGCCGAGCCGACGUCCGGAGUCCGGAGCCAGGCAGGGCGCGGGGGGCGCGGGCGCCCAUGGAGCACACGCACGCCCACCUCCCCGCCGCCAACAGCUCGCUCUUCUGGUCCGCCGGCUCGGCCUGCGGCUUGGGCUUCGUGCCCGUGGUCUACUACAGCCUCUUGCUGUGCCUCGGUUUACCAGCAAAUAUCUUGACGGUGAUCAUCCUCUCUCAGCUGGUGGCCAGAAGACAGAAGUCCUCCUACAACUAUCUCUUGGCACUUGCUGCUGCUGACAUCUUGGUCCUCUUUUUCAUCGUGUUUGUGGACUUCCUACUGGAAGAUUUCAUCCUGAACAUGCAGAUGCCGCCAGUUCCCGACAAGAUCAUAGAGGUGCUGGAGUUCUCAUCCAUCCACACCUCCAUUUGGAUUACGGUCCCCUUAACCAUUGACAGGUAUAUUGCUGUCUGCCACCCUCUCAAGUACCACACAGUCUCUUACCCAGCCCGCACACGGAAGGUCAUUGUCAGUGUUUACAUCACCUGCUUCCUGACCAGCAUCCCCUACUACUGGUGGCCCAACAUCUGGACUGAAGACUACAUCAGCACCUCUCUUCAUCAUGUCUUGGUCUGGGUCCACUGUUUCACGGUGUACCUGGUGCCCUGUUCCAUCUUCUUCAUCUUGAACUCCAUCAUCGUGUACAAGCUUAGGAGGAAGAGCAAUUUCCGCCUCCGGGGCUACUCCACAGGCAAGACCACUGCCAUCUUGUUCACCAUCACCUCCAUCUUCGCCACCCUUUGGGCGCCUCGCAUCAUCGUGAUCCUCUAUCACCUCUAUGGGGCGCCCAUCCAGAACCGAUGGCUGGUGCACAUUAUGUCUGACAUCGCCAACAUGCUGGCCCUUCUGAACACAGCCAUCAACUUCUUCCUCUACUGCUUCAUCAGUAAGAGGUUCCGCACCAUGGCUGCUGCCACACUCAAGGCCUUCUUCAAGUGCCAGAAGCAGCCUGUACAGUUCUACACCAAUCACAACUUUUCCAUAACAAGUAGCCCCUGGAUCUCACCAGCAAACUCACACUGUAUCAAGAUGCUGGUGUACCAGUAUGACAAAAAUGGAAAACCUAUAAAGGUAUCCCCAUGACCCCAUGGGUUGGGCACCUAGUGCCUCUGUGUUAUUCAUUUCCAGAUGAGGGGCAUCCCACCCUGUGGCUGAACAGCUCUUCUUAAAAGAGCUCACCUCAUUUCCUAUCUCCACAGACUGAGCAACUCUCAGACUGGUAGAUGUCAAAAAAUGGAAGAGAAGAAAGGAAAGCACUAAUCUUGUUUUUAUUUAUGUAUUCCUUUUCACAAAAUCACGUUGACAGCAAAAGUUCCUACCAGUUGGAAGAUGCUGUUGGAGGUCAUAAGUGUCAUCGUGCUGUGACCAGUGAGAACACCCACUAGAGGAAUAGUCUGUGACUUUGCACCUGGCCCAUCCACAGUCACUGGGAACUGCCCCUUUAGGUGACAGACCAAGUCACAGCGGCACAUAGCUGAAGCCACACUCUUCUUCCAAGAGCUGAGGGAAUCUGUUGCUUCCCUGUGCCAUUCCCAGCAGCUGAUAAUGCUGACUGAUCAGGGAUUUUUCCAAGGUGCCCUUUGUGCUAGAAGGAGUGGUGGCCUUGAAGUGGCCCUGGAACCUCUGGCUGCAGAAUGACAUGAUGGGGAAAGGGGAGUAUUGCAUCUCACCCAAACUUUGACCAGAGCUUCUGCAGGGAGGCUCCAUACCAACAUAUCUACGACCCUUGGAUAUGAGGUCUAAAAUGUGGUUUUCUAUUUGCCAUAAUGUAUAGAUUUUUUCUAUCUCCUCCAAAACAAAGACCCUGCCUGGUGCAUGAGGGGAAAGGAGGAAUUCUUGAGCCCAGAAAAAAAAAAAACAGCCCACUCUUGCCAUUGUUUCAGUCCAUCUCUGUGUCGGCUGUAUACAACUCCCAUAUUCAAAAUCGCUUCUGUGUGGCACCACAUGGCUUCCUAGAAAAGCCUUUUAUGUGUAGAAUCGCCAACCCUGCCUCCUUGCUUGCUGAAGCCCUUUGUUUUAUUUGAAGUGACUUCCUAACCAAAUGUAAUAUUCAAGGGUCAGGAAUGUUAGCUCUCUGGGUAUGAAAGGAGACAUUCUCAGUUCCUGUCCGCAGUCCAGCUGGCAUUGCCACUAGACCACAAACGCAGACACAGCUGACGUGGAAAGGUGUGGAUGCUGCCACAUUUGUUUGCCUGUUUGUUGACACACAUAGCUCAGAAGACUGGUGCCAGUUCUCAGUGAAGGAGUUUAACCCAGACCCUUUGCAAAAUGGUAAAAUAUAAAUGUAUUUAUUUUCCCUUUUUGCCUUUCCAAGGCAAGAACAGUCUGAGGAUGCAAUUAAUAGGGGGUUCCCUGGGAAUUUCCAUUCUUGUGCAAGCGUGCACACACACACACACACACACACACACACACACACGCACACAUGCACAUAUAUUUGAUUCUCUGAGACCCCUCUGUGUCCAGCGAUGUGUUUUGAAAGGGAAGUCCAUGCUGGAGCUCCUCUUGUUUUGCAUUUUUUUUAACUUCUCUCCCAGAUUCUCAGUAUGUGAAUUCAUCCCUGUACUGGAAGAAAUUUUCCAAACUGACUUGGGGGUUGCAUGUUAUUUUUGGUGGCCAAAUAAAAAGCAGACAAUCCACCUGGGACACUUGUUCCCUUAAGCUUGAUUUUUACUGUAUUUUGUCCCUAAAUUGGAAGAUACAUCUUUAUCCUUUUUAUGGGAAUUUGCCAUAAAUGAAUAGGGUAGAAAAGGCCUCAGGGCAGCACAAGCCCUAAACUUCAGCCAAUACUAACUCAAUAUAAUUCUGGGUCCUAUUUGUCCUUGUGAUCCUAAGUCCUACUUGUUUUAAAUGAUUGCAGUAGAAGGGUAGAUUCUAAAGUUAGUGCAAAGAUAAACUCUAGCAGAGCUAAAGUUAUCUGUACAAAGUCCUCAGUAAAGAACAAUGUGGGACAUGAACUACUGUCCCUUUAAAAACCUAAAAUGGCUAAAUUUGUCUUCUGCACUGGAGCAGGUUUCUGGCUUUUUCACUGAAGACAAGACUCACUGGACUCAUGUUUGAGGACUGUGCUGUAUGAGUCUAAUGUGUCUGAGAACAUCAAGACCGCCCUGGUACAGUAAGAUGCUCACACUAAAAGAAGGGCACAGGAGUUGUUCAACUGAGGGCCACAGAUUCCCACUUCCUGUCUGGCUUGCUCCCCAGGGCAUAUGCUCGUUGAGGGGAGUGGCAAAUAGAGUCCCCUACAUCCCUUAAACUGCAAUUUUCUCUUGGUCUCUUUUUUGCCAAGCAUGUGUUGUGGAAUGUGUGCUCACUAUGUAUGGCGUGAUUCCACCACCCCCCUUUAUAAAUGAACACCGACCAAAGGCU
This is a messenger RNA of Heterocephalus glaber (naked mole-rat), 3574 nucleotides long. RefSeq names its product G protein-coupled receptor 139 (gene Gpr139). Lineage: Eukaryota; Metazoa; Chordata; Mammalia; Rodentia; Bathyergidae. Gene Ontology annotation, biological process: phospholipase C-activating G protein-coupled receptor signaling pathway. Gene Ontology annotation, cellular component: plasma membrane. Gene Ontology annotation, molecular function: neuropeptide receptor activity. The record is from RefSeq and is a predicted model, not a curated record.